CCCCCACCUUCCUUCAGGCACAAGAAGCGCCUGCUGGAUGACCUGUCGGGGCACACGGGCCCCGGGUUCACGGCCAUUAUGGGCCCCAGCGGUGCGGGUAAAUCCACCCUUCUAAAUGCGCUCGCCUGCCGAUUGGACAAGGGCGCCACGAUGGAGGGCAAGGUGCGGCUCAAUGGUGGGACGUACGGGCUGGCGCACUUGAAGACGAUCGCCAGCUACGUGAUGCAGGACGACCUGCUCAAUGCACAUCACACGGUGGAGGAGACUUUGCUUUACACUGCAAAACUGCGCCUCCCGCCCAGCACAACCGCAGAGGAGCGGGUGGCGCGAAUCGAGGAAGUGAUUGAUGCCACAAAGCUGCAGCACUGCAGGCAUACCCUGGUGGGCAGCCCGCUACGCAAAGGAAUCAGCGGAGGAGAGAGAAAGCGGCUGUGUGUCGCCAUGGAGCUGCUCACUCGCCCCAUGCUGCUGUUUUUGGAUGAGCCUAGCAGUGGCUUAGACAGCACCACGGCGCUGAGCCUGUGCACCCUGCUGCGCGAGCUGGCAGACACCCGGCAAUGCACGAUUCUGUGCACGAUCCACCAGCCCAGUGCCAAAAUCUUCAGCCUGUUCCACAAGCUGUUCCUGCUACAGGGAGGAAAGAUUGUGUUCCAGGGGGAGCCCUCGUCUGCGGUGACGGUUUUUGCCAGCCACGGCUUCCCUUGCCCGCCACUGACCAACCCGGCAGAUCACCUCAUGGAUGUGAUCUCAUGUUCGCCGCAUGUUCAUGCUACUGCGCGGGCAGCCAGCUUUGUCCUGCAGGAGCCACCAGUUAUCGAGUGA
Molecule: messenger RNA, 822 nt
Organism: Chlorella variabilis
Lineage: Eukaryota; Viridiplantae; Chlorophyta; Trebouxiophyceae; Chlorellales; Chlorellaceae
Exons: 7
Molecular function (GO): ATP hydrolysis activity; ABC-type transporter activity; ATP binding
Source: RefSeq, a predicted model, not a curated record